GAAAUUCACCUGUUGAACUGUCAUAUCCCUAAAAAUAUUCAGCGCAAAUUUCAUUACAUAGCCAAGUGGUAUUCACGCUUGCAUCCCAAUGGGAAAACAGAAGCCACGCAGGUUCGAAUCCACAUGGUUGCAGUGCCACAAUUUUGGAAAUAUCUGGCAGAAAUAGAUUUUAUUUAUUUAGUGCAUUACCAACUCACACGUGCAGCCAAGGGGAAAUGUGUUACACUGUAGGGUCCAAAACACGAUUUCACGAGUUGUUUGUCAACAUGCUGCACACUGGAUUCGAACCCGCGUGGCUCGUGUCUUCCCAUUGAUAGGCAAGCGUAAAUACCCCUAGGCUAUGAAAUGAAAUUCGCACCAAAAAUGUUUAAGUUCUUGACACGUAAACCAGUGAAUUUCCAGGAGUAGCCAAUACUUUCUAAUCUAAAUAUUUCACAAAUUACACAUCGAAAUGAGACGAAAUUCAAUCGGUAUACAGCUAAAAGUAUAUUAUUAGUGUGGGAUUCAUCAGAUUCCAAGGAUAUGACAAUUUUUUUCACGAACAAAUGACAUGACUUGAAUUUGUGUUCUGAACACUCUCGCAGCUGUAUCAUGACUUUGUGUGCAUGUCGAUUGAUUUUCAGUGCAUUUGCACCACAGGAUUAAAAGAUAUUGACACAUUUGUGAUCAAAUAUGUACUACAAGUUUAGCUAAUGGGUGGAGUCACACUCUGAAGUAGACUAGCGCUGUGUGUUACUUGGGGUGGCUGAGGUGAUGUCUGGACUCUGGAUGGAUCUACUCCAGCUGUACUUCAACUUCACUGUCGAGAUACGGAUAGGAGGCGCCUCACUUUCAAGCACUACUACUUCAGAGUGCACAUUACUCCAAGCAGUAGUUACUUUGUGUGCUAACGUUCGAGACACAAGAGUUAGCAACUUUUAUAGUAUCUACUAUGCAACAUUGCUAACUGUUAUGCUACUUGGCCGUUGAAAGACGCACCCCAGAAUAUGCUGUCCUUGGGGUAGUGGCAAAUCAUCUCAGAGACAAGCUUGGAGGCCUCUUUUCUUAACUGGAUUACAUCACUGUAAUACCUAUUAACAGGCUUACCUUACCACCUCCUGUAAAUUAACUAUAUAUCCAGGUUCUUGAAAUACCCCUCUGGUUAAAUCACCUGCAUUAAGAAAAUGAACAAAGAGGCAACUAUAUAUAUAUGAUAAUUAUUCUUUAACUUUCACUCCAAACAAAAAAGAGGCAUCUAAUAGAAGAGCAAUGCCAGAAUGCUUCAUCUGUUAGAGCAGAAUUUUUCAUUUCAAGAUUUAAAGUCUUUUCUCUUCCCUUGUCUCCCAUCUGCCUAUAAAAGACACAGGAAGAGUGUGUGGGGGGAAAUCUAUUGGAAGAACCAAGAAGAGGUGGACUAACAAACUUGAAUGUGCCAGUACACACACGCUCACACACACACACACCGUAAUGCACACUCACGCUAAGGGGCAAUUGUCACCAUGUGGCCCCAAGACCCCAGCCACCAUGUGACCCCAAGACGCCAAUGCGAUUGGACAGGAGGGAAUGGAGUUUCCGACCACGACUAUCAUCAACACCACACCCCAGCCUCACAACACCUCCGAUCUCCCACUGUUGCCUGGCAACCUCUCGACGACUGGCCCGGCGCUCGACGUCCAGAACACCUUUGUGGUGAGCCUGCUGCUCUCCUGCCUCUACACUGUCUUCCUAUUCCCGCUCGGCCUUCUGGGUAAGUCAAAGUCAAAAUGUGCAUUCCAAUAUGCGACCUUGCGUCCUCCACUUGGGCUUGUGGCCUCACGUUUUGCUGAUGCCCUGCCUCCGUGGAGGAAACAAAUACGUUUUUUUUAGGGGACUAUUCUUCAUUCACCAUCCAGUUUGCAAAUAAGAAAAUUGAGCUUUUGAGAGAUAUUGAAAUAUAAUGCUGUUGUCAAUGAUGUCAUCAUGACACAUUACUUCCUGGUACGAGGCCACAAGCACAAGAGGAGGAUGCAAGGUCGCAUAUGGGAACGCACACAAAGUCAAAGUCAAAGACCACGUUGGUAAUGGAGCAAACUCAAUUAAACUUAACUGAUGCAGCGCAUAGGCACUCUGAAAAAUUACAAUGCAGUCUGGUUAGGAAUGCAUUACCAUGCAGGCAUGUGCGGAGCAUCAAUUUGCGAGGUUUUGUUGUUUUAUUCAAUAUAUUCUGGUUUCUGAUAUGUCUUUUUGGUACAGUUAGAUAGAGAACUCAUCAAGACCUUUAAUUUGGCGCGCUAAGCCCCUCACAUUUGGGCUUGCAUGCCCACUCACAAGGACCCCGGUUCGAGUCCGGCCGGGGUCAUUUCCCGAUCCUCCCCUGUCUCUCUGUCCCAUUCGCUUCCUGUCACCAUCUUCGACUGUCCUGUCAAAAUAAAGGCAUAAAAGCCCCUAAAAAUAUGCAUAGUACAUAUAUAAAAAAAGACCUUUGAUUUGAUGAACCUUGACGCCUGCCCUCUGAAGGUAACCUGCUCAUCCUGGUGGUGAACCUGGACCCCUGCUCGCGGAUGACCUCUCCUGACCUGUACUUCACCAACCUGGCCCUGGCCGACCUGGUGCUGGUGCUGGACUCCCUCAUAGAGGUCUUCAACGUCAGCGGACAGUACUACGACAACGCCCUGCUAUGCACCUGCAUGGCCCUCUUCCUACAGGUGAACAUGUACAGCAGUGUGUUCUCCCUGACCUGGAUGAGCCUGGACCGCUGCAUGGCCCUGACGGGCUUGUCGCACCGGGCCCUGUCGCCCAGCGCCAGCCUGCAGCGCGCCCGAUUGGCCUGCAUCACCAUCUGGGCGGCGGCCUGCCUGCUCACCCUGCUGCCGUUCGGCGUGGCGCACGCCCGUCACGGCUGGGGGCAGGGCUUCUGCUUCGCCGGCAUGGCCGAGGUCCAAUGGCUGGAGGUGACAGUGGGCUUCUUCCUGCCCUUUUGCAUCAUCUGUGCCUGCUACACUCUGAUUGGCCGAGCCCUGAUGAAGGCCCGCCCCCCAGCCAACGGGCAGCGGCGUGGCGGGCGCCUGAAAGCCCUGCGCAUGAUCGUGGCGGCGGUGACAGUCUUCUUUGUGUGCUGGCUACCCGAGAACGUCUUCAUCGCCGCGCACCUGCUGCGGGGCGCCACGGGGCCCUCGCGUCGCCGCGGCAACAGCACGCUGUGGCAACAGUACCCACUCACCGGUCACCUGGUGACCCUCGCGGCAUGCGCCAACUCCUGCCUCAACCCGCUGCUCUACAGCCUCAUCGGUGGCACCUUCGUGCACAAACUGCGGCUGUUUGUCAAGCACCACGCGCACUGCAACAUCUUUACUCAUCACCACCAUCAUCAUCACGCACAGACGCACACUCACCCGGCGUGCCCGCACCAGCCCCACCUCCACAACGGGGACCUGAGGCACAGCCUGGUGGACGGAGGAGCCCUGCCGGGGGAGGGGGAGUGUGUGUGCUCCACGCAGCACAGAGAGAGCACUUCGGACUUUAACGUGUGAACCAGCACUGGGGUGCGUUGUGUAGUGUUUGUAUCAAACACGCACCGUAACAGGGACGGGCCCUUCCACAUGGACUGCUUAACUGUGCUAAUGAACGAAAAGCUUAGAUUAUUGGUGCUUUUUAAGACUGACCAUCCUCCGUUCCAUCCUUUUUUCAUUUUAUGUGCUUAAUAACAUAUUUACUCACCUCAAAAAACAUCUUACUCAGGACGACUCAUUAACUCAUCAUUUGUAUCAAACAUGCCCCAUUACAGGGACGACCCUUCCACAUGGGCUGCUUAACUGGACCGCUGAAAGGAGAAGAUGAGACUAUUGGUGCUUCUCGUGGACUGUAUACAAAGGCGGAUGCCAAACCUAUACAAUCUAUGCCGCUUCUCUAUUCCGCUUUUACUUGUGUGCCUAUUUAAUUAUUUUAUAUUCCGUAUUCACUCUCAAACCCACCAUCCCUUCAAAACAAACAAGGACGGCACAUCUUGAGGACUGUGAAUCACAGACAUUAAAUACUUCCCUCUUGCAUCAGCCCUUUUCCCGUCGUUUUAAACGUCCCCUAUGCGCCGGCUGCAUUCUUAUUUUUUUCAUAAAGUAAACUACCGUAUUUCAGCAUAACAGCUCUGGGCCUCCAACGUUGGUACUAUUGGUGCAUAAAUGAGACUAUCCUUGACUGGACGCUUUUGUGCCAUGGAUGCCAACUAGUAGAGUUCCACAGUAGAGACUACGGUGCAUUCCAAUAUACGACCUUGCGUCCUCCACUUGUGCUUGUGGCCUCACCUCGCCUCCUGGCCCCUCCUCCGUAGAGAGAACAAUAAAGUUUCUCAGCUGUCAGCCUAGCUACAAUGGUAUGAGGCCACAAGAACAAGUGGAGGACGCAAGGUCGCAUAUUGGAACGCAGCCUACGUAAACCUCCCUACAAAGCCUCAUACAGCUGCAGUGGCAAUGAGCUACAGAGCACUGACUGGAGGGUCGUGAGCUUGAGCCUCGAGUAGCAGACUGCGCAGGAUGACUUAUGUUACAUUUGCGUAUGUUGCAUUAUUUUAUAAACGGCAUGUUACAUUAUGUCUAAUCUUUAAUGUGUAGGCCAACCCCUUCAGGGGAUACAGAUACAGCUCAAACACUUCAAAUUGCAGACCUGAAGUUUUUGUCUGUGUAAUAAACACAGGGUAUAAUUGACACUUCUGUUCUGCCUUGGUCUGUACUCAGGUACUCAUGUAUCAGGUGAAUACUGUAUUACGCAGACAUCAACUGACAGAAAUAACAUUUUAAAAAGUAUGCAGGCUUGGCUGACCUAUGCCACCACCAGUCCAUCAUCACAGAAUGUAACAUCCAAAUUCUAUAAAAUGGCUCCUCAUGAAGCAGUGGGGAAUUGAUGACUUGGGUCUGAUAAUUGAGCUCUAUGAAACAUCAAAUUGGCACAUUACAAAAACUACUAGAGGUGGUUAACUUUUGAUCAGCAUGAUUUAGUUAUUUCGUGGUGAGAAUGAUUGUGUAAGAGCAAACAGAGGUAAUUGCUAAUAAAUGUCUUCAGCCAGUCACUAGCAAUGCCUGAAAAAAAAAAGAUGUUCGUACACAUUCUCUGAGAAAUGGCAAAAACACAUUCCACCAGGGUAUGUAAACUUAUGAGCAGCACACUGCAUCCACAGAUGUUUUAGUAUGUUAA
Engraulis encrasicolus (European anchovy) is the source of this 5142-nucleotide messenger RNA. Its product is annotated as G-protein coupled estrogen receptor 1-like. The transcript is spliced from 3 exons. The record is from RefSeq and is a predicted model, not a curated record. The coding region runs from base 2520 to 3488 and encodes 322 amino acids. Gene Ontology annotation, molecular function: nuclear estrogen receptor activity; G protein-coupled receptor activity. Lineage: Eukaryota; Metazoa; Chordata; Actinopteri; Clupeiformes; Engraulidae. Gene Ontology annotation, biological process: G protein-coupled receptor signaling pathway; cellular response to estradiol stimulus. Gene Ontology annotation, cellular component: membrane.